AUGAGAUAAAAGGAUAGAUAAAAGAGUAAAGGAAAAUAUUUAAGCAUAUCAAAAGAACUAGUUUAAAUAGUGGAUGUACAUGGUGGACCAAAUUGUAAAAAUUGGGGAUAAGUUGCCAGACAUUUAGAAGCUCAAGUUGGAAUAAAGAUUGAAAAGGCAUAUAGAUUGAAAAGAGCGUAUAAAUUAAUAAUAUAUAUAUAUAUAGAUGGGAAUCUUUUGUUGAUUACAAUGAAAACAUGUCUAAAGAACAAUUAGCUAUGUUAUUUGAAACAGCUAUAAAGACAAGAGGGAAUAUGGAAUAUGCAAAACAUGAAUUUAAGAGAUUGACAGGAAUCUAAUUAUAUUCGACUCGUUAUGCUGAUUAUGUAAAAACAUGGUUGAAACCAGGAUUAUUAGGAUUUAAAGAUUGUUAUAUAUUUUCAGUUGUAAAAUCUUUGAGAAGAUCUGAUUUCUAUUAAAAACAUACUAUGGUAUAACCAAUAACAGUAUUAUCAAUGUUAAGAAUUUUGGAUCAUGAUAUAGAAGAAUAUAAGGAUGACUUUUUUGUUAUGGAUUUUAGAGAAAGUGCAGAGAAGUUGCAAGAAUUAUUAAAAUGUUAUGCUAGUUGUUUUUAAGAAUCAAGAGAAGAGAGAUAUAGCAAAUUUUCAAGAAUAACUACAAGACAUUAAUUUAAAAAGAUCUAUUUUUAUUUAUAAUUGAUGGAAGAGUUUAGAAGAAUUAAUAGAUUUUUUACUAAUCAUGUGAAUCAAUUAACAUUUCAUCCUAUGUUAUAUAAAAGUAUUGAAUAAAAUAAAUAAUGUCCAAUUUAUAAAUUGACACUAUUAGAAAAUGAUUAUUCUAAAAAACUACAAUUAUUUAAUGAAUCAAAUAAUAAUGCAAAUGAAUAAUUUUCAGUUCUUUUGAAACCAAAGAAAAAAAGAACUUCUUAGAAAUCAGGAAAUGAUGAAGAAAAGAAUUAAUAGAAGGAAUAAUAGAAUCCAUAUGUUUAUCAAUUAGAAGAAGAAGAUUUGGUUAAAUAAAUCAAAGUACCUAAAAAAAUGAGUGAAACUAAAAAGAAAUAUAAAGAUUAUCGAUAUUUUAGAGGACAUUUUAUAAGAGAAGGAUAAUAUUAAUGUAAAGGAUUAACAACAAAAGAUUUUGAAUAUGAUGUUCCACUUGAAUAAUGA
This is a messenger RNA of Paramecium primaurelia, 1166 nucleotides long. The record is from the annotation of a GenBank genome assembly. NCBI's taxonomy places the organism in Eukaryota, Ciliophora, Oligohymenophorea, Peniculida, Parameciidae.